GGCGGCCAGAGCGGCCCCGAGCGGGUCCUCCAGGCGCCACUUCCGGCGCCUCUUCCGGGCCCCGGCGGCUGUUGCCAUGGAGACCAAGAUGGCGGCGGCGGGUGCGGGAUGUCGGGAGCGGCCCCGCUGAGCCCCCCCAGCGCCAUGAUCCGUCGGGAAUGCCGGGGCUGAGCGCUCCAAGGCCUGGGAAAGGAGGAUGCUCCAGCCCAGCAACUACAGCCUGGUGCUGUUCCUGCAGUUCCUGCUGCUCUCCUACGACCUGUUCGUGAAUUCCUUCUCGGAGCUGCUCCGGACGGCUCCGGCCGUGCAGCUCGUCCUCUUCAUCAUCCAGGACAUCGCCAUCCUCUUCAACGUCAUCAUCGUCUUCCUCAUGUUCUUCAACACCUUCGUGUUCCAGGCAGGAUUGGUCAGCCUGCUUUUCCAUAAGUUCAAGGGGACCAUCCUGCUCUCCGCUGCCUACCUGGCGCUCAGCAUCUCCUUCCACGUCUGGAUCAUGAACCUGCGCUGGCGCGACUCCAGCCGCUUCAUCUGGACCGAAGGCCUCCAGACCCUCUUCGUUUUCCAGAGGCUGGCGGCCGUGCUCUACUGCUACUUCUACAAGCGGACAGCUGUGCACCUGGGAGACCCCCUCUUCUACCAGGAUUCCCUCUGGCUCCGCCAGGAAUUUGCCCACUUCCGUGGCUGAUGGAUCCCUGGAAUCCCCUGGAGUCUCCCUGCGCUCCGUGGGAUCAGUCCCGCCUUGUCCUUCCUCCUCUUCCUCCUGGAUGCUGGGAGUCAGUGGGAGGCUUGUGAGGUGUCCCUGCAGGAAUGUCCAUCCUGGCACCACGGCCUCGGUUGGGGCUGGAAUAUUUUUGGGAACUGUAAAGGAAUAAAUGGGAUGUGUUUUCCA
Messenger RNA from Pseudopipra pipra, 889 nucleotides. RefSeq names its product transmembrane protein 138 (gene TMEM138). Bases 197 to 685 code for a protein of 162 amino acids. The record is from RefSeq and is a predicted model, not a curated record. NCBI's taxonomy places the organism in Eukaryota, Metazoa, Chordata, Aves, Passeriformes, Pipridae. Gene Ontology annotation, cellular component: cilium. The transcript has 5 exons.